Messenger RNA from Syngnathus acus (greater pipefish), 3934 nucleotides. RefSeq names its product homeobox A11b (gene hoxa11b). The transcript is spliced from 2 exons. The record is from RefSeq and is a predicted model, not a curated record. The coding region runs from base 1744 to 2541 and encodes 265 amino acids. Lineage: Eukaryota; Metazoa; Chordata; Actinopteri; Syngnathiformes; Syngnathidae. Gene Ontology annotation, molecular function: RNA polymerase II cis-regulatory region sequence-specific DNA binding; DNA-binding transcription factor activity, RNA polymerase II-specific. Gene Ontology annotation, cellular component: nucleus. Gene Ontology annotation, biological process: regulation of transcription by RNA polymerase II; anatomical structure development.
AUGAUUAUAUUACUUGUACAAUAGUUUGCAACUAUUUUAUGAAUUUAAACUGACAACUGAUUUCAAAUCAAGCAAUCCAUCAAUAUGAUGCUAAAAAUGAAAAACAAUAUUGCAGAGGGAAUUAUGGAUGUACAAAAUGGUUUUAAAUGACUCUGAGGGCAACUAAGACUGUAAUGGGCAAUGAAAACAAAUUUCUAUCAUCAUCGCAGCCCUUUUUGACAUUUCUGCCUUGAUUUAUUUUUGGCAUAGGGUCUCGCAUUACAGUACAAACCCACUUGAAAUUUUUUUAAGGGGGGGGAGUUCAGUAGUGCACCUGUUUUUCAAUUGUCCUUUUGACAAUUUUUAGAACUUGUAAAAAAAAAAAAUUAUCCGACGUUUAUAUGCUUUGUAAUAACAAAUAAUUUGAUUGCAAAGUGACAGGAUAAUCCCUGUACAUUUCUGUGCAAAUCUACAAGAUACCUGUACACAAUUUAACCAACAUUUAUAUUAUUUGCGGUAUAGUGUCAUGGAACAAAUAAAAUAUGAUCCCUCAGCGUUGGUUUCUAGCCUAAAAACCUUUUAAAUAAGACACAGAUAUCAGAGAACUUUGGGAACCACUCUCGCAAAAGCCUCUGUGACACUAUAAAUUGUUUAUAACUGAUGGCAUGCAGGAGGUUUCGAAACCAUAAAUUGUGGUGGAGACUCACUGUGUGGCAGGAAAGGGUACUGCCACGUCUUAGUUAUUUUCCCUGAGCUCAUUAUUUGGCAAAUAGCACAUCAAUGUAAAUGUUAACGACGUGAUAAACUAAUAAGGGUCAAUUUACAACCAUUUAUUUACCCUUAAUAUACAAAAGUAUUUAUUUACAUAAUGCAGCCAUACAAAUUCGCAGAGGAAUGUUUGCCCUCCAGACACAACAGGAUUUUUGUGUAAUGUUUUUUUUUUUUUUUUGCCUAAUUGUUUCUUAUGAACAUAAUUCACCAACUCGGCCUUGCAAACGAUUUCAACUCAUGCAGGUUACAUUUUGUGAAUGAAAACGUCAAUGUUUGCGACAACUGAUCGUGACGUCACGAUCAGUUGUCGCAUUCAUUGCAGUGUCACGUGGAUGCAUAUUUACAUAAACAUAACAUUUGCACAUGCGCCUUUGCAUUGACGGACAAACUUAACACAAUGUUAAAAUCGGUUUUAGCAGUUAGCAUAAUGUUAGCCUGAUUGCAUUUGUAUAACGUUUUCGGAAAAUUUGGGGGAAAAAAUUAACAAACAAGAACAGGCCGGUUAACUGGACCUGGACAAAAAAAUAGCAAUUGGUCAUUGUUUGUUCAAAUACCGUUAAAAAUGAUACUUUAAAAAUAUUAUUGUAAAGCUGAAAAAGUCAUUAACUUUGAUGAGACACAUUCACCUGACAUGCACGGACUAUAAAGCCUCUUCUUGUUUGGUAGAACCUCAAACAAGGUUUGACUUGGAGAAAAGUACUUUGAAAAUAGCAUGCGUUGAAGAGAUGCAAUUUUCCCCCUCCUCCACGUGUAUUUUUCCCCUGGCUCUGCAGCCAAAGGUUGACUUUAUAGCGGGGAGCCAUUGACUCACAAGCUCCUGCGGGCCCAUUGAGGCGUGUGUCAUGUAGUGCCAGUGGUCACAUGGCUCGGGAUCGACAUGGAUCUCACUCACGCACGUCAGCUCACGACGUGCAGGGCUCAGUGCGCCUCACUAAAGUCACUGCAGCUCACUCAGUCAGCAGGAUGACCCCGUGCUGAGGAGGACGGUCGAAUAUGGAUUUGGAUGCUUCCAAUAUGUAUCUACCCAGCUGCACUUACUACGUCCCCGGAGCGGACUUCACGGCUCUGCCGCACUAUCUGGCCCAGGGUCAGCCCUCCUGCCCGGUGGCUUACUCCUACCAGUCAUCGGCUCUUCCUCAGGUUCCGUCCGUGAGAGAUGUGGCGUUCAGAGACUAUGCGGUAGACGGCGCGGCCAAAUGGCACCACGGCAGGGGGAGUCUUGCGCACUGCUACGCGGACGACAGUUGGACCAGCCCGACCCCCCGCGGCGGAGACCUGCCGGGGAAAGGCGUUUCGUCCUCGGGUUCCACCGUUGCGCCUGGAGGCUUCCACGGCGGCGCCGCGGCAAGGAACGGCGUCCUGCCGCAGGCUUUCGAUCAGUUCUUCGACUCGACUUACGGCGGCCAGGAGCACGGAGCCACACCGGGGCAGGACAGGCUAGGCGCGGUCAAGUCGAGUCCUGCGCCGGCUCCUCAAGCUCCAGGUUCGGACACGGCGGAAAGCUGCAGCCCCAAGUCGUCUCCCGGCCUCGGCGAGGAUAGGAGCGGAAAAGGAGGCGGUGUCCAGAAGACGCGCAAGAAGAGAUGUCCAUACUCCAAAUAUCAAAUCAGAGAGCUGGAGCGGGAGUUUUUCUUCAGCGUUUACAUCAACAAGGAGAAGCGGCUGCAGCUUUCCCGGAUGCUCAACUUGACUGACCGACAGGUGAAAAUCUGGUUUCAGAACAGGAGGAUGAAGGAGAAGAAACUCAACAGGGACCGUUUACAGUACUACACCAGCAACCCCCUGCUAUAAAACAUGGACUAUAUAUAUGUCAAACACCUGCACGCCAUUGGGAACUCUUCAAAAGUCCAAAUGAUGUGUCAUUAAACGUCCCUUUCUCUAUUAUUAUAAUUAUUAUAAUUAUUAUUAUUUGUUUUGUUGUUGUUGUGACAAAAAAUGCUCUUAUGUUCAUCCCCCAAUUUGUAUGCUCACAUUUACACGCUCGCACGCACAGACUGGAAUCGUUUUAUUCGUACUUUUAAUAUUAUAUUGUGCAAAUAUAUAUAUUGCAUAUUGUGCAAUGGCUGGAGGUGAUUUUUUUUGGUGCUGUUUAUGUGUUUCUGUGACAUAUUCAAUCAUAUUUAACAUGUCCUUCAGCGCUUCCAUGAUCCGAAUUGUAAACCAGUAAUAUAAAAAAAAAUCCCCCUCAAAAUCCCUGUCGUGAAACUAAACCCUUUAUUUUUGUUUUAUAUUGUGGCACGUAUUGUUCGUACGCAAAACCUGUCUUCUCCAGAGCCUCAGUAACAGGAUCUGCUGCAGCUUUUAAUUUGAUAUCCAUUACAAAGAGCCGGGUCGUUUCCUGCCGGCUCAUUUCUAACCCUACAUGCCUGUUAGGAGACGGAAGAAAAAAAAUCCCCCACAUUUUAGUGAUAAAUAGAAAGUCUGUUUCUGUCAUUUUGGAAGUUUCCAUCUAAACUUUCAAAAAAUUGUAUGCUCUAAUUUCUCCAAUUUACCAAAAUACUAUGCAUCUAAGGGUUUAUUUCGCCAGCAGCGUGUAGUAGAAAUAGUAAAUAUAGACAUUUGUUUACCCCAAAAUUCGUCUUUCCCCCCUGAACCGAGCUUCUAAAAAGAGCUUGAAUGACCUGCCAUUAGAUAAUAUGGCUUCCUUAUACCGUACAUCCUGUGAGACUCCCAGGAAUUCCGCUUUGAUUGCUGCACAUCCUCCCAGUUGCUCCAGUAACUUGGCCAUAAAAAAGGCGGACUCGUCUGGAGCAUUUGGAGUGGAGUGCAAUAAAGCGUCUGAGAACCAAGGUUAUUAACUGCGACUAUAAGGAGGCUAGCAAAACAAGAGGUGCUGCACCAUUGAAGGCUGCGGCUCUCCUUGGUGCAGCAUCGGCACGCCAGUCUGUUGCAGGAAUAUUCUGGAUUGUUUUCCCCCCCCCCAGUUUGAGUGUUGUGGCGCAGUUGAAGGCCUUGCUGCUUUUGUCCACAGGAGGGCGCUCCACCGAUCAAUGUCAAUGCCGUUUGAUUCUUUCCGAUUAAAGACGCUGGUUCAGGGGUUCAAUCCUUCAGGUAAGCAUGAUAUGAUAACGAUGUGUGUGUUUCUCCCUGACUGUUCACUUGGAUUAUCUUGAAAAACACAAUGGAGGCACUCAAGUUGGUCGACAAUGUUAUCAUGCAAUAAAAUAUUAUCGGGUUAAUUGUA